Peniophora sp. CBMAI 1063 is the source of this 885-nucleotide messenger RNA. Lineage: Eukaryota; Fungi; Basidiomycota; Agaricomycetes; Russulales; Peniophoraceae. The record is from the annotation of a GenBank genome assembly.
AUGUCGGCCCCGAAGCCCACCUUUGACGGCACGAUCCCCUUUGAAUACAAAGCAGAGACGUAUCAAACCUACUGCAAGGUAUACGGGGACCUGACGUCGAGCACGCGCACGCCACUCGUACUCUUGCACGGCGGACCCGGCCUCUCGCACGAUUAUCUUGCUCCCUUCGUCGACCUGACGGUGAAUGUCUCCAUCCCGGUCAUUCUAUACGAUCAGCUCGGCAACGCACGCUCUACUCAUCUGAAAGAGAAAGACCCGACGUUCUGGACCAUCGACCUCUUCAUCGAUGAGCUCGAGAAUCUGCUUAGACACUUCGAAAUCGAGGGUGCCUUCGAUCUGUGCGGACACAGCUGGGGCGGCGUUCUCGGGGCUGAAUUUGAGAUUCGUCGCAAGCCGGCUGGCUUGAAGCACCUUGUCCUCUCCGACUCGCUUGCGUCGGGCAAGCUUUGGGGCGAAGCGACUCGCGAGCUCAUCAUGGGUUUCCCUGAAGAAGUCGGCAAGGGCUUCGCCGCCGGGAUGAAGGACCCGCCUGCUUUCCUCGCCGCCCUCAAGGCCUUUCAUGCUGUUCACGGUUGUACCGUGAAGCCGAUGCCUGCGGAGGUUACGUAUACCCUCGACCGUGUUUUCGGCGCUGAUGGCGACCCUACUGUCGCAUCUGCCCCUAUCAUGCAGAACUGGACCAUCGAGGAGAGGCUUCCAGGUAUCCGUGUCCCUACGUUUGUUAUCAACGGCCGGCAUGAUCAAGCGACGGACAAAGUUGUCGCUCCUUUCUUCAAAUUCAUCCCGAAGGUCAAAUGGGUCACUUUCGAACAAUCCUCGCAUAUGCCGUUCUGGGAGGAGCGUGAGAGGUAUAUGAAGCUCGUUGCAGAGUUUCUUCAGCUUUGA